Molecule: messenger RNA, 1760 nt
Organism: Xenopus laevis (African clawed frog)
Lineage: Eukaryota; Metazoa; Chordata; Amphibia; Anura; Pipidae
Gene: tlcd3a.S
Product: TLC domain containing 3A S homeolog
Exons: 5
Coding region: 270-1061 (263 amino acids)
Biological process (GO): lipid homeostasis
Cellular component (GO): endoplasmic reticulum; membrane
Source: RefSeq, a predicted model, not a curated record
AAUUACCUAAAAGCAAAAGAGGAGGGGGUCGCAGCUGGUGAGGUGCAGAGCUAAGGGCAACCCCGCGUCUAGCUUUUCCAUGAGGUGUGGUGGUACCCCGGUUUGUGAGCAUCUCCAUCCUGAAAGGUGGUGACGCGAGUAAGGCGGAGCCAGCAAUUGAAGGGAUCUGUGGGUUUGGAAGACUUCUCCAUUGACGUCGCCGUGGGCGGGGCUAGGAGCUGACAGGCGGCUGCUUGGUUCUUUCAGUAGUUUGUGUGGUAGUGGGCGCGAUGUGGCACGUCUUGGUCGCAGGCUCCUUCUUCUUUCCGGGACUCUAUCUACUGUGCAGCCAGUGUGCCCGGCGGACCUUGCCCAAAUGGACAGAAGCCGACUGCUCGCUGCUUAGUACCAGGAUUGUAUCCUCCGUGCAAGGAAUGCUUGCUGCUUCCUCUGGUAUUAUUGUUAUUACUUCCUGUAAAGAUGUGAAGUUUGACAGACAUUGGCUGGCUACAGCUUACAACUGGUUUAUCAUUCCAUACAUGGUGUAUGACGUCUAUGCCAUGUAUCUUCGGCACUGGUACAGAUGUUACGAUAAGCAGGUCUUAAAUGGAAAAGAUCAAUUUGCUACAGCAAUGAACAGCUUGCUGCGGAAGGAUUUUCUCAUGCUGGUUCACCAUGUUGUGAUUCUAACAAUUCUUGUGCCCAUUGGACUGUUCCUGAGAAGGGAUAUUGGAGAUUUCUUUGUUGGCUGUCUCUAUGUAGCAGAGAUGAGCACUCCAUUUGUGUCCCUUGGUAAAGUUCUUAUCCAGAUGAACCUGCAGAACUCACUCCUGCACAAAGUAAAUGGUGCCCUUGUGCUAAUUACUUUUUUCCUGUGCCGCAUCUGCCUCUUUCCAUUUAUGUAUUACGCCUACAGCAAGCAGUAUGGGAUCCCCUUAUACAAAGUGCCUUUCAGUAUACCUCUACACUGCAACGUUGUCAAUGCAUCCAUUAUGGCCCCACAGAUAUACUGGUUCUGGCUUAUUUGCAAAAAAGCGUUAAGACUUUAUCAGGGCCCAGCUAGAUCUGGAAAAGACAGAUAAUAGUUACAAAAACUCCUGUAUGAAUAAUCUGUGACUUAUUACCAUGAACCAGACAUGCCACUCACUGGAGAUUUUAACCCCAUAGGCACCGAGCUUUCCAUUUGUCACCAGGUCAGUAUCCAACAAUGGAGUGUAAGCUUGUGCUACCUAAUACACUGUCUGAUGUUCCUAAGGGCAGAACUGCAGAGGUUGUAGAAGUUAAAAUUAAUAUUAAUGAAAAGCAAAACCUUUCCAUAUGAACACAUCAUUGACCAUCAUCUUGCUUUUGUUAAAAAAAAGACUUUUUUAAUAAUGCUUGUACAUCAGGGCUUUUUGAGUAGAUGUUUUUAUCUCUAUUUACCAGCUGAUUUUUUUUUUACACCGUAAGCCAGCAAAAAUAUUUUACUUCAAAACAAGAGGAUGGCAAAAUGUAACAAACAUUUGUAGCAUAUAUUAUUAUGCUGCGCUUUAGCUCCUUUUUAGAAGUGCUGCAGUUAAUACUUUGGUAUUUAACUUUAAAAGUUCUUGGGAACAGGAUGUGAUAUACUCUGAGAAGCCCGUACUGGAAUUGAACUGUUUAUUUCGAUUUUCCCAUGAUUUUAAUUAAAGGGGUACUAUUGCGAAAAUGAACAUUUAAUUUAUUAUAAGCUUCCUUAUACUGAAGUAAGAAACAAUUAAAAAUUCUGCAUUGUUUCUGAAAUAAUCGAGUUUAUAUUCUCU